GCUCAGGCCUAGUUGGCAUGUCUGUUUCCUUGACAACCUGGCUAGUUGGGCUCUGCUCCACAGACUGGAUACAAUAUGUCUGUUUCUGUGUGGUACUAUAACUAGAUGUUUCUUUUCCUGUUUUACAAUCAAAACGUUUAUGACCUAAUUUCCCACAUCUCCAGCAUGAAAAGUCUUUGGGUCCUGCAUAACUUGUUUUAUUUACUUUUCCCUCAGUAAACUCUGUAUGGGUGUGUGCCUUCUCAUGUGGGCUUCCCAAUGAGGGGCUGCCUCUCUUAUCGGUUUCUGAGGAACCUCUGAAAUGAUCUGCCGUGCCAUUGCCCACCAAACUGACUCAGUGGUUAUGUGUGCUGAGUAUCGCUUAGCUCCUGAGCAUCCGUAUCCAGUCCCUGUACUGGACUGUUUAACUGCUGUAAUAUACUUUAUGAAAAAUGCAAAGGAAUACGGAGUGGACCCCAGCCGUAUUGCUGUUGCUGGGGAGAGUAGUGGAGGCACUUUUACUGCAGCCAUUUGCCAAGAACUGGUGACCAGAGAGGACCUCCCAAGAGUGCGAGCUCAGGUCCUCAUUUACCCAUUCCUCCAAGGAAUGGACUUCAAUUUGCCAUCCUAUCAGCAAAACCAUUCAGUUCCUCCUAUGUUCCGGAAAAGAACUGUCAAAGUUGGUUUGACAUAUCUCACUGGGAAGAUAAUGAAUGUAGAUGGAAUUCUGAAAGGCGCCCAUGUCCCUCCUGAUUUGAGAGAGAAAUACCAAAAAUGGAUAAGUGCUGAUAACAUUCCAGAAGAAUUUAAAGCUAGGGGCUAUGUUCCUGUAGCACCUGCCCCAUUUUCAGAAGAACUUUAUGAACAAGUUAAAAGAGGUUAUGAGACAAUGUUUGUCCCCCUUCUAGCAGAGGAUGACAUAAUCCGCCAGCUCCCAGAGACUUUCCUUCUAACCUGUGAAUAUGAUGUUCUCCGGGACGAUGGGCUGUUGUACAAGAAGCGGUUAGAGGACAAUGGUGUGCCAGUGACAUGGUAUCAUGUUAAAGAUGGUUACCACGGAAUAAUGGCCUUGGCUGGUUGGGGGCCACUUGCAUUCCUGAACACACAGAAAUGUUUGCAGAGUGUAAUACAGUUCUUAAAAGGUUUAUAGAAAUGGAUGACCUUGUAGGAGUGCAAAUAUCCAGAGUGUGGGGUCAGGUGGGACUACUAUGAGGAAUUAUAAAAUAUGCAUCAAGCCAUUGUGUCCAUGAUGA
Messenger RNA from Podarcis muralis (Common wall lizard), 1232 nucleotides. The record is from RefSeq and is a predicted model, not a curated record. Lineage: Eukaryota; Metazoa; Chordata; Lepidosauria; Squamata; Lacertidae.